Messenger RNA from Arabis nemorensis, 411 nucleotides. NCBI's taxonomy places the organism in Eukaryota, Viridiplantae, Streptophyta, Magnoliopsida, Brassicales, Brassicaceae. The record is from the annotation of a GenBank genome assembly.
AUGGCGGAUAGAGAUCUUGAUGUCGAAGAGUUGAUGCCCUUAAGAAAACGCCUUUCUCUUCGUCCCGAGAUCGAGCCGCAACAACAACAACAAGAAGUAGAAGAGCUGCCUGAGAACUUCAAGAACAAGAUCAUAGAGAUGAGAGGAACAGAAGAGACACAAUAUUCAACAAGACAUAUAAAAACAGUUCUUCUACGAGAUAUUGAUAUUGAUAAAGGCGAAUCACGUUUAUCUAUUCCCUUGAGUAAACUCUUGAGACACAGUUUUCUGACGUUGGAUGAAAAGGAAACGCUAGAAGAACGAAUAAAAGGGAAUAUGAAAGGAAGUUUAAAUGUGAAAGUGACCGAUCCGAGUUUAGAAGUAUGGGAGUUAAAGUUUAGAAAAUAUGAUAUGGUUCGGGACAAGUCAUAA